Miniopterus natalensis is the source of this 1064-nucleotide messenger RNA. It is a transcript of the gene TASL, whose product is annotated as TLR adaptor interacting with endolysosomal SLC15A4. Gene Ontology annotation, biological process: regulation of toll-like receptor signaling pathway. Lineage: Eukaryota; Metazoa; Chordata; Mammalia; Chiroptera; Miniopteridae. The record is from RefSeq and is a predicted model, not a curated record.
AAAAAUGGAAAUGCAACAAGCAGCUUAGUUUCUUGUUUUUGAGUAGUGGAAGUUACACUCACCAAAGGCUUGCGAACAUUUCUGGAUAAAGCACUGGCUGGCUUGUUCAUCCCUGUAUGGUCAAUCGUUGUGUUUCUGCAGGACCAAAGGAGCAGAGUGGUUAGUGAAGAAUGCUGUCGGAAGGGUACCUCAGUGGACUUGCCUACCAGAACAACAUCCCCUGGAGCUGCGCAUCUUAUAAUGAGAGCGUGGUGGAGGAAAGGGAGGAAGAGACAAACUCUGCCGCUCUCUCCUGCUCCUCUGUGGACGAAACACAAGUCGGAAGUCUCUACCUGAGCUGCAAAUCCUCUGGCAAGUUCAUUUCUCCAGUGCAUUCGAGAGAGAGCCAACACAGUAGAGAUCAGAGACUCACCGUGCUGCAGACAAACCCCAACCCUGUGUUUGAAAGCCCAAACUUGGCUGCAGUUGAAAUAUGUAGAGACCUCAGCAGAGAGACCUACUUGGUUCCACCUUCCUGCAAAAGUAUUUGUAAGAAUUACAAUGACCUACACAUUGCAGGGGGCCAGGUGAUGGCCAUUAAUUCCGUGACAACAGAUUUUCCUUCCGAGGGCAGUUUUGAAUACGGCCCUUUGCUGAAAUCAUCGGAGAUUCCUUUGUCGAUGCAGGAUUCCAUCUCUACUCAGCUCAAUGACUUUCCCCCAAAACCUAUCCAGCGGUAUUCGUCCUACUGGAGAGUAACCAGCAUUAAGGACAAAAGCAGCCUGCAAAUGCAGAAGCCGAUUUCUAAUGCUGUGCUGAACGAGUACCUGGAACAGAAGGUGGUGGAGUUGUACAAGCAGUACAUUAUGGACACUGUGUUUCACGACAGUUCUCCUACCCAGAUUCUGGCAUCUGAACUCAUCAUGACAAGUGUGGACCAAAUUAGCCUCCAAGUGUCUAGAGAGAAGAACCUGGAGACCUCAAAAGCCAGGGAUAUAGUCAUUAGCCGCCUGUUACAGUUGGUGUCCACUGAAAUCAGCACUCCUAGCCUCCAUAUUUCACAGUAUAGCAACGUGAAUCCGUAA